Molecule: messenger RNA, 1662 nt
Organism: Morus notabilis
Lineage: Eukaryota; Viridiplantae; Streptophyta; Magnoliopsida; Rosales; Moraceae
Exons: 3
Coding region: 76-1653 (525 amino acids)
Biological process (GO): transmembrane transport
Cellular component (GO): membrane
Molecular function (GO): transmembrane transporter activity
Source: RefSeq, a predicted model, not a curated record
UAGUAGGUAGCAGCAACAAAGUACUCGUGACGUUUGAGGUUGUCGUUGGGAAGAAUCAGAAAAGGAAUAAAGAAAAUGAGGGAAGAGGCGGUGACAAUGUUGCUGGUGAACCUGGCCGGAAUAAUGGAAAGAGCCGACGAGUCACUCUUGCCAGGUGCAUACAAGGAGGUGGGGGCGGCUCUCCACACGAACCCCACCGGGCUUGGGUCGUUGACUUUGUUGCGGUCAAUGGUUCAGUCUCUCUGCUACCCAAUCGCCGCCUAUCUCGCCGUUCGCCACAACCGUGCUCACGUCAUCGCUCUCGGCGCCUUCCUCUGGGCCGCCGCCACUUUCCUCGUCGCCUUCUCUUCCACUUUCCUUCAGGUGGCUAUAUCAAGAGCUUUAAACGGAAUAGGCCUUGCUUUAGUCGCUCCGGCAAUCCAGUCCCUCGUGGCUGACUCGACUGAUGAUAGUAACCGUGGGAUGGCAUUUGGAUGGCUCCAACUCACCGGAAACGUUGGCUCCAUAAUCGGUGGGCUCUCCUCUAUACUGAUAUCUCCAAUAACGUUCAUGGGAAUCCCUGGUUGGAGGCUUUCCUUUCAUAUUGUUGGACUAAUUAGUGUUAUAGUAGGGGUUUUAGUCCGUCUCUACGCCACUGAUCCACACUUUCCUAGCGGGACAAAGCCCAGCGACCAGACUUCUGGCAAUUCCUUUUGGUCAGAAGUCAAGGAACUGGCAAAAGAAGCCAAGGAAGUAAUCAAAAUUCCAUCUUUCCAGAUUAUUGUAGCACAGGGUGUCACCGGUUCAUUUCCCUGGUCAGCUCUGUCAUUUGCACCGAUGUGGUUGGAGCUUAUGGGCUUCUCUCAUGAGAAAACCGCUUUCCUGAUAGGCUUGUUUGUGGUUUUUAGUUCCCUUGGAGGCCUGUUUGGGGGUAAAAUGGGCGAUAUCCUUUCUGUUCGUUUACGGAAUGCUGGAAGGAUAAUCUUAGCUCAAAUAAGCUCGGCAUCCGCCAUUCCUCUAGCGGCCAUCCUUCUGCUUGCAUUACCUGAUGAUCCAUCAACUGGCUUCAGCCAUGGUUUGAUUCUGGUUAUUAUGGGAUUCUGCAUAUCCUGGAAUGCAGCAGCUACAAAUAAUCCUAUUUUUGCAGAAAUCGUUCCUGAGAAAUCUAGAACCAGCGUCUAUGCAUUGGACCGAUCUUUUGAGUCUGUACUCUCAUCAUUUGCUCCCCCUGUAGUUGGGUUAUUGGCACAACAUGUUUACGGUUACAGGCCGAUUCCUAAAGGGUCCUCUCUGUCUGAGGAGAUUGCUACGGAUAGAGAAAAUGCUGCAUCAUUGGCCAAGGCACUAUACACUGCCAUAGGAGUUCCAAUGGCUCUCUGUUGUCUCAUCUACUCAUUCCUGUAUUCAACCUACCCAAGAGACCGAGAACGAGCUCAAAUGGAAGCUUUAAUAGAGUCGGAGAUGCUGCAAAUAGAAUCAGGAAAUUCACCUGCAGAUGGGCAAAAUUCUCAGGUUCCAUUAUCAGAGUCGGAAGAACCAUCUGUUGGAAACCGAAUUGUUAUUGAAUUGGAAUACGGGGGAGAGGAUGGUUUGGAUUUUGAUGAUGAUGAUGGUGAUGACGAGAAGACAUUGUUGUACCGCCAGUUGACAUUCUCCAAUCUAUCCCCACAGUAACACAUAUAA